AUGACGGAGGCGGCGGCUACCCAACCGCACGUCAACUGGUCCCAAGACCCUGUUUUAAACGAAUCUCCCCCGAACAGCCCUCUGAUGAAGGAGUCAGAACUGCGAGCAUCAUUGUCACGGAGUCCACCACCCCAAAACUCUUUUCCACCGCCCUGCUUUGUCACGGACGACGACGGCCUCUAUGACACGUCCACGGGUCAGAUACACCCCGGAGAUGCCUUUCUCAUCCAGCAGUUGGACAACAAUCGCAAUGCUGCCAUUGCCCAGAAUGCGGCUGUGACACCCCUGCCACCGAUACGUUCGGCCAGUAGUGAAUGCGACAGGGAGCCUUUAUAUCGACAAGAGCCAACACAACAGACCCCACCUAACGGUCAUUCAAAGCCCAAAGAGCAACCAUCCACAAACCCCAGAAGCCUCGAGCAUCUCGCAGCAAACGCAUUAAAACGUGUUGUGGUAGAACCCCGGAUAAAGCUUGAAUCACCCCUUACCAAGGACAUAUCGACGUCGACGUUUCAUCUAUCGAUCCACGAUAAGGAGAGCGAUCCGGUCAAUUCUGCUGCCAACGACUUCUCCGCGUUUCGGAAAGAGAAUGCCAAGAUUGACAAUCUUUCCCCUCCACCGGUCUUGACUCCUGACAGCGCCGGGUUGCCACCGAUUUCUCCGAGGCCCUCAGAUGCUACCAGUCAAACUCUUCCAUCAAUCAGAACGACAUUUGGUGACAUGAACCUUUUGCUAAACGGCCAAGGGCUGCGUAGUGGUCCCGGAUCGGCCUCGAGUCCAGGCUAUACGACAUCGCUACAUCCCCAUCCGUUUCCCCGGUUAGCUAGUAACCACGGCAAGGCUCCAAUUUCCCCCCCUGAUAGUUACCAAGCAUCCCCACAGGCUCUUCUUAUCACGGGUUCAUACUUACCUACUGCAACAACACAUUUCCCGAAACAACUUACGGAGCAGGAGGCCAUCGAGGAACUUAAAACCCGAAAAAGAACCUCCACUAUUUCUAUCCCUAUCCCUCUCUCGCCCUCAUCAAUUCCACAUCAUGGACUCCCAGCUGAGUCGGCCAUUGCCCCGGCAUCUACUUACGUCUGCACGUUCGCUGGUUGUAAAGCGCCUCCAUUUCAAACGCAAUAUCUUUUAAAUUCCCACGCCAAUGUUCAUUCUUCGGCCCGUCCACACUACUGCCCAGUUCAAGGAUGUCCUCGAAGCGAGGGAGGGAAAGGUUUCAAACGUAAGAACGAAAUGAUUAGGCACGGCCUCGUUCACGACUCCCCCGGAUAUGUCUGUCCCUUUUGUCCAGACCGUGAUCACAGAUAUCCACGGCCGGAUAAUCUUCAGAGGCACGUCCGUGUACAUCACAGUGACAAAAAUAAGGAUGAUCCACAGUUGAGAAACGUACUUGCCCAACGCGCCGAUGGCCCCAACCGAGGGCGACGAAGACGUGGGAUGCCAUUAUAA
This is a messenger RNA of Clonostachys solani, 1452 nucleotides long. Lineage: Eukaryota; Fungi; Ascomycota; Sordariomycetes; Hypocreales; Bionectriaceae. The record is from the annotation of a GenBank genome assembly.